UUUAUUCUCUACGGUUGUCAACGCCGGCUGUCAGCUGUCAGCUGUCAUCUGUCACUUCACGCGGGAUGCUUUGUUGCUGCUUAUUGUUACGAUUUAUACGCAUGCAUGUAUAAAUAUAUAAAUACUUCAUAUUCGGACAAUUGAAAGCUGUGAGACAACUAAAUUUGUGACACAAGAUAAAUUGAUGAAACGAACGAGAGCAGCUGCAAAAAUUCAGCAGCAAAAUACUAUUGAAAAGAAUGAUGAGGAAACUACAUCAAAGAUCCAAACAACAUCAAUGGUGGCAUUGAAGGAGAGACAAAAACUGAACUUCAAGUCUUUACAAAAUCAAAAUAGCAAGCAUGCAGGUAACACAAGCGAUGCUCAUAUUACUACAUCCUCUAAGAAAUCCAAGAGUAAUCAGAAAGAGCCAAAUACCGAAAUUCGCAUCAAGGGAGAAAAGUUGAAACCAAACACGAGUCCUGGCAAAGGAAAACUAAGAGCUGUUGUGGACUUACAGAUGAUGAAGAAAGAAUUGAGUCAAUUAGAGGAUCCUCCUGUGACACCCUGGGAAAAGGAGCUAUCUUCCAAUCGAUUGCAAUACGAAUUCUUUGAUACUCCGUGUGAGGAACUAGCACAGCAACUCCUAGGGAAAAUACUUGUAAGGUAUCUGGAGAACGGCACUAUCCUCAAAGGGAGAAUUGUAGAGACUGAGGGAUAUUUGGGCGCGAUCGACAAAGCAUCGCAUACUUAUCAGAAUAAAGUUACAUCUCGUAAUCUGCCGAUGUACAUGCCGCCAGGAACUAUUUAUGUUUACAUGACAUAUGGCAUGUACCAUUGCUUCAAUAUCUCUAGUCAAGAGGGAAACGCGCAUGUAUUGAUCAAAGCGGUGGAACCGCUGAUGGGCCUCGAGUAUAUGGAACUGCUAAGAAACAUGGAACGCAAGGCUAACGGAAGAGAAAAGCAAAUCGCGAGACGUGUGACGCGCUUAAAACAAUACGAACUUUGUGACAAUCCGUUCAAGAUUUGCGACGCGUUUGCGAUCGAGCAGGACGCUUUCGAUCGAAAACUCGCUUACGCGUGUAAUAAUCUGUGGCUCGAGAGUCAACCUUUCGUAAGGUCUCCUACCAUAGUAGCUGUACCGGCCAAAGAUUCUGCGUCGGAUAAUGUUAACUGUGACGGAUGCGCAGUGCUGGUCCGAGCUCUCGAGCCUCUGGAUGGUAUCACAUACAUGGCUGAUCAGCGCACUUCGAAGACGAAGAAAACCAAUCUAAAGCCACACGAACUGUGCAAUGGUCCUUCGAAGCUUUGUAUUGCAUAUCAGAUGAACAAGGAACACAACAGAUAUUCUCUUUGUACAUGGAAAGGUCUGUGGAUCGAGGAUGAUGGCGCAGCGGGAGAUUUCAAGAUCGUCAAAUCCGCCAGAAUCGGAAUCGACAGUUGUGGUUCGGAAUGGGCCAGUAAACCUUUACGUUACUACGUUUACGGCAAUAAGUCUGUCAGCAAAAAAAACAAAAAGGCAGAAAUGGAGAUUUCUUAAUAUUUCGAGAUUAAUUUUAAAAAAGAAAUUAGAAAAACGAAGUCUGCGUUUCUUUUCAGAUAAAAAAUGAUAUUGAGCAUUAAUUUUAAUAGCAUAUAUACUCUCUCUCU
Messenger RNA from Nylanderia fulva, 1629 nucleotides. NCBI's taxonomy places the organism in Eukaryota, Metazoa, Arthropoda, Insecta, Hymenoptera, Formicidae. The record is from RefSeq and is a predicted model, not a curated record.